Molecule: messenger RNA, 537 nt
Organism: Trichoderma harzianum CBS 226.95
Lineage: Eukaryota; Fungi; Ascomycota; Sordariomycetes; Hypocreales; Hypocreaceae
Exons: 2
Coding region: 147-404 (85 amino acids)
Source: RefSeq, a predicted model, not a curated record
GCGCAUCUCAAUCUUCGAGCUCGACUCCCCCCCCCAAAACUCGGCCAAUUCCUGCGCCCGCGGCCCUUGCAAAACCAGCAAAUCCCACCCUAAAAAGACUCUUUCAAUCUCUCCCCCACCAAAGAGUCAAUUCCCAUUCCACAAUCAUGGUCCACCGCAUCGCAUUCUGGAGCUGCUUCGGCCUGGCCGUGCGCUUCUGGCAAGUCGGCAUCGAGAUGCGGCCCUUCUUCAACAAGUCCUCGCUGUGGGCGUACCCCGUGUACGCGGCGGGCGGCGCGAGCUUCGGGUACUGGCUGCAGGGCGUGGACGACAAGCAGACUGCGAUGCUGAACGAGCGGAAGAGGGCGCUGCUGGAGAAGAGGGCGAGGAAGGCCCAGCGGGAUGCGGAGAGGGUGGAGGCUUAAGGCUUGAACAUUUGGGAUUUUGAAUGAGGAGGGAGAGAGAUGUAAAAAUGAAUUGAGGGGGUGUGGGAUAUCCGGAUUUUGUGUACAUAUAGAUGGGGAAGAGAAAUGAUGAGCUUUUUUGGCUGGGAUGAGC